This is a messenger RNA of Cylas formicarius (sweet potato weevil), 391 nucleotides long. It is a transcript of the gene RpS28b, whose product is annotated as small ribosomal subunit protein eS28. The record is from RefSeq and is a predicted model, not a curated record. Gene Ontology annotation, cellular component: cytosolic small ribosomal subunit; ribosome. Gene Ontology annotation, molecular function: structural constituent of ribosome. Gene Ontology annotation, biological process: maturation of SSU-rRNA; translation; ribosomal small subunit assembly. NCBI's taxonomy places the organism in Eukaryota, Metazoa, Arthropoda, Insecta, Coleoptera, Brentidae. Bases 86 to 283 code for a protein of 65 amino acids. The transcript is spliced from 2 exons.
UGUUCUCUGCCUUUACUUCUUUUGCCGGAGUUCGUGAACCACGUUGUUCUCGUUUUGAUAAAGACUCCUAUUUUAUUUUUCAAAAAUGGAUAAACCUGUCGUUUUGGCUCGUGUAAUCAAAGUUUUGGGACGUACUGGAUCCCAGGGGCAAUGUACCCAGGUAAAAGUCGAGUUUAUUGCUGAACAUAACCGCCAAAUUAUCAGAAACGUAAAGGGGCCAGUUAGGGAGGGUGACAUCCUUACGCUUCUGGAAUCUGAAAGAGAAGCCCGAAGGUUGCGAUAGUCGAUAAGGUGUACUUUUAAAGCAACCAAAUAUACAGAACGAACAUCUAUUCCAUGUAUUUGACUAAAUGGUUGUUACUUCUAAUUUAAUAUAAGACAUGAUUUGAAA